AUGUCACCCAACGAGGCACAGGGUGUUUAUUUAGCACCUGGAGAAAAGAAAGGCAACGAUGGCACUCUGACAGUCCUGGGAUGCGGUACUCUCGGUAUCGCCAUCCUCUCGGGCAUACUCUCUUCCUUAUCUGAGCAAAACCUUGCGCGUUCAACCAAUGGUACCACCACACCAUCCGAAGAGCCCCCUCCUCGUACACCCUCCCGUUUCAUCGCCUGCGUGACACGCCCUGCAUCUGCAAAACGAAUCAAUGCAGAGCUUUCACAAUUGACAUCUGCCCUGACGAUCCUACAGAAUGACAAUCUCAAGGGCGUUCAAGAAGCAGAUGUCGUGCUGCUCGCCUGCAAACCCUACAAUCUCUCUGCCGUGCUACAAGAGGAAGGCAUGCGGGAAGCCUUAGGAGGAAAACUUCUGAUCAGCAUCCUGGCUGGUGUGCCUGUCUCUCAGAUUGAGGACACGAUAUACGGCAAAGGUAGCAGCGAGACAUUACCAGCGGACCCCGCCGUGGACGGCCGAUGUAGGAUUGUGCGAGUCAUGCCAAACACUGCUUCCCUUAUACGCGAAUCUAUGACAGUCAUCGCAAAUUCCAAUCCUCCGCUACCGCAGUCACUCGAUGCACUAGUCUCAUGGAUGUUCACUCGCAUAGGCAGGGUUGUUCACCUUCCACCGGCGUCCAUGGAUGCUAGCACAGCUCUCUGUGGCUCUGGACCAGCAUUCUUCGCGCUGGUACUUGAGGCAAUGGCAGAUGGAGCUGUAGCUAUGGGCUUGCCAAGAGCAGAAGCGCAGUUGAUGGCUGCGCAGACGAUGAGAGGGACUGCUGGGCUGGUGCUCAACGGUGAGCAUCCGGCUAUGGUGAGGGAGAAGGUCAGCACUCCUGGGGGUUGUACUAUUGGAGGACUGCUUGUACUGGAGGAGGGGAGUCUUAGAGGAACGGUGGCUCGGAGUGUGAGGGAGGCUACGGUGGUGGCGAGUCAGUUGGGCAAGGGCAUGCAGGGAGUCAAUGGGACAAGAUUCUAG
Molecule: messenger RNA, 1017 nt
Organism: Letharia columbiana
Lineage: Eukaryota; Fungi; Ascomycota; Lecanoromycetes; Lecanorales; Parmeliaceae
Exons: 2
Coding region: 1-1017 (338 amino acids)
Biological process (GO): L-proline biosynthetic process
Molecular function (GO): pyrroline-5-carboxylate reductase activity
Source: RefSeq, a predicted model, not a curated record